Molecule: messenger RNA, 1358 nt
Organism: Argentina anserina (silverweed cinquefoil)
Lineage: Eukaryota; Viridiplantae; Streptophyta; Magnoliopsida; Rosales; Rosaceae
Product: glycosyltransferase BC10
Exons: 2
Coding region: 102-1334 (410 amino acids)
Cellular component (GO): membrane
Molecular function (GO): glycosyltransferase activity
Source: RefSeq, a predicted model, not a curated record
CUCUGUUUUUUUAUAUACAUGGGUUGGUUCUGGAACACCGGAGACACAAAGAUCAUGACUUGAUGAACAAGAUUUGAUCUUUUGAAUGCCAAAAAGGGCCAAUGGCAAGAAACGGCAGAGGGGAGGGAGAAGACUACUUGCCCGACAACAACAAGAACCAAACGGGUUUGUUCAAGCUCUUCCAAGUUGUCUCCUUUUUGGUCGUUUUUGUUGUGGGUGUGGUCAUAGGAUUGGCCACAAGCGCCCACAUCAACCGUCAUUUCGGUUCCCAAACCGAGAUUUAUUCUUUCAUCAACCACUUCUCUUCUCCUUCCAACGACACAACACCACCGCCGGAGAAGGAGCAGACCAAAUGCUGCACGGCUUCAGUUGCACCGAGUUGCGAGAGGGUUGAUUGUUUGAGCAUGGAGACAUUUCUGGAGCCGAAUAACUUGACACAUGGUAUGACGGAUACUGAGCUGUUUUGGAGAGCUUCCAUGGUUCCGAUAACGAAAGAGUAUCCGUAUCAGAGAGUGCCUAGAGUUGCAUUCAUGUUUAUGACUAGAGGGCCGUUGCCUUUGAUGCCAUUGUGGGAGAGGUUCUUUCAGGGGGUUGACAAUAAGCUUUUUACAGUUUAUAUCCAUGUUGAUCCGGGGUAUAAGGUCAAUGCAUCCACCAGUUCUCCAUUUUACCGACGCGAAAUUCCUAGUCAGCCUGUUUCGUGGGGAACUGUUACACUGGUUGAUGCAGAAAAGCGACUUUUAGCUAAUGCAUUGCUUGAUUUCUCAAAUGAGCGCUUUGUUCUCCUCUCUGAGAGUUGCAUCCCAGUCUAUAACUUUCCUACAGUGUACAAGUAUCUCAUUGGUUCCAAGUAUAGCUUUGUUGAAUCAUAUGACAAUCCUGGACGUUUCGGCCGUGGGCGUUACAGCCGUAAAAUGCUUCCUCAUAUUCAGCUGUAUCAGUGGAGAAAAGGGUCUCAGUGGUUUGAACUUAGCCGCACUUUAGCUACUAUUAUAAUCGCAGAUGUAAAGUACUACACCUUGUUUAGCAAUUAUUGUUUGCCUGCUUGUUACCCAGAUGAGCAUUACCUGCCUACUUACUUCAAUAUGUUCCAUGGUUCAUUGAACUCUAAUCGAACCGUGACUUGGGUGGACUGGUCUGUGGGAGGACCACACCCUGCAAUGUAUGGUGGAGAUAAUGUUACAGAAGAUUUUGUAAGGUCUAUAAGGAAUAAUGGAGCACUUUGUCAGUACAAUUCAGAGAUGACAUCCAUUUGUAACCUAUUUGCUCGUAAGUUUGCUCCGACAGCAUUGGAGCCUUUGCUUGAGCUAGCCUCAUCCGUGAUGGAAUUUUGAGAACCUUGGUUCAUUUGGUAGAUA